Cavenderia fasciculata is the source of this 240-nucleotide messenger RNA. RefSeq lists its product as uncharacterized. NCBI's taxonomy places the organism in Eukaryota, Evosea, Eumycetozoa, Acytosteliales, Cavenderiaceae. The record is from RefSeq and is a predicted model, not a curated record. Bases 1 to 240 code for a protein of 79 amino acids. The transcript has 3 exons.
AUGCCUCUAAGAGAUAUCAAAUCAAUGUCAACAGUUGGAGGAAAUCCAAUAGGGUACACCAUCAAAGACUUGUACACUUGGCAAUUGGAGGAAUGGAGAUCUAUAACUUGUUGCAUACUCUAUUCUUGGUAUUCCGAGUUGUUCGAUUUUCUUGGUCCAGGAUCCGUGAAAGAUUGGCAAUUCAGUCAUAGUUGUACUAACGCUAGUAGCAGUUGUAUUAUAGAUUUAAUUAAAUAUUAA